Penaeus indicus is the source of this 2679-nucleotide messenger RNA. RefSeq names its product zinc finger CCCH domain-containing protein 15 homolog. Gene Ontology annotation, molecular function: mRNA binding; metal ion binding. NCBI's taxonomy places the organism in Eukaryota, Metazoa, Arthropoda, Malacostraca, Decapoda, Penaeidae. The record is from RefSeq and is a predicted model, not a curated record. Gene Ontology annotation, biological process: cytoplasmic translation. Bases 80 to 1348 code for a protein of 422 amino acids. The transcript is spliced from 9 exons. Gene Ontology annotation, cellular component: cytosol.
CAUCGCGCAAGUUGUUUCUCGCCGCAGCUGAUCCGCACGUUGGAGUCUGAGACGAUUUAUUCCCGUCGCUUAUGCCGGAAUGCCUCCCAAAAAUGCCGGCAAGGGUGGAGGGGGCGCGUCCAAGAAAGCGGAGCAGAAGAAGAAGGAGAAAAUAAUCGAGGAUAAGACCUUUGGAAUAAAGAAUAAGAAGGGCGCCAAACAGCAACGCUUCAUCCAGCAGGUACAGCAUCAGGUUAAGCAUGGCGGCAAUAAGUCAACAAGGGAAAUGGAAAAGGAGAGGGAGGCUCAGGUGAAGAAAAAGGAAGACAAGAAGAAGGAACUGGCACAGCUCAAUGAACUUUUUAAACCCGUCCAGCAACUUGCAUCGAAAGGUAGUGAUCCCAAAUCCAUCCUGUGUGCAUUCUUCAAGCAGGGCCAGUGUGGAAAGGGAAAUAAAUGUAAAUUUUCCCACGACCUCCAGAUUGAACGCAAGUCUGAGAAACGCAGUGCUUAUGUUGAUUUGAGAGAUACAGAAGAAUCAGGUGGACCUUUGGACCAAGCUGCCUUGUUAGAAAUGGUAGAGAAGAAACAAGGUAAACUCAAGAAUAGGCCUACAUCUGAAAAGGUUUGCAAACACUUCUUAGAUGCAGUUGAAAACUCAAAAUAUGGCUGGUUCUGGGAAUGUCCCAAUGGUGAUACGUGUGUGUUCCGUCAUGCUUUACCACCAGGCUAUAUCUUAAAGAAGGAUCGAAAGAGAAUGGAGAAGGAAAAGGAAGAAAUCAGUCUAGAAGAGCUGGUGGAUCGUGAACGUGCAGCCCUGGGCGCCAAUACCACCAAAGUUACCUUAGAGACAUUCUUGGCUUGGAAAAAGAGGAAGCUCAAAGAAAAAGAGGAGAAAGAGAAGAAAGAAGCUGACAAGAAGAAAAAAGAUUUCAAUGCUGGCAGAAACCUUGGGCUUUCUGGUCGAGAGAUGUUUACAUUCAACCCCAGCCUUCUGACUGGUGGAGACGAGAUGGAGGAGGGUGACGAGUCUUUCGAUGUCCAUAAUCUGGGCAAAGAUCCGGAGAAUGAAGAGGAGGAGCGCUUUGAGUUUAAGGAAAUUGACAUGAACUCCUUGAUGUCAGAAUACAAAGAGAUUGACACGACAGACACAAUGUCAGUUGCCAAACCAGACAGACUACAGCAGCUGCAGGAUGAAGUGGCUCUAGCUGAAAAAGCUAAUGCUGAAGCUGUUGAUGAAGAAAAUGCAGAGGGUGCCACAUCUGGUGCAGUGGCGGCAUCAGUCGACAUAGAUGAAGAACUCUUUGAUGGAGAUGAUGAGGAUUUAGAUGAUUUAGAAGAGCAAUUGGAGGAAAUGACAGUUACCUAGGUUUAUAGUUUUAUGCAUGUUGAGUGCAGGGAGUAUGGGCCUUGUGUUAUUGGGUAAAGGAUCUUUCACAUUUGUUAAAGCAACCUUUGGUGUUUUUGGUAUAUCAUUUCCUGGCCUAAGAACUUUUAGUGUUCUAUUACGAUUAUUCUGUGAAGGAUAUUUUUUUUUUUUUUUUUCUGUACUGCUAGUACUGUAUUUGAAAUUCAUUGGAAUAUUCUGAUGGAGUGAGGCUUUAUGUAUUCAAGACCCAGCGGCUUUUUUACUUGCUAGUAAAUCCACAGAAUACCCAUUGUUUGUUAAUAACAGCAUAUAAUUGCAGAAAAGAAAGUAACAUAUUUGAAUACUUUUUUUUUUCUAUCUUUAUCUUUAUCUUUAGACUAUCUGCUUCAUUUGACCCAAGAAGGCAUCGGAUUUCCUAAUAUGUUCCUGCCAAGACUGUACAUUCAGAUAUUGUAGAAUUAUACAUUAUUCACCUAUGAACAGGGCACACACUGCUCCUAAACUUGAUAAAUUUUUAAUUAGGAAUAACAAGAAAGCUCAGAUAAAAGUAUUUCAAGUUCUGUGCAGCUAUCCAAAAUUGCACUUGCCAAUUCUUUAGCAGUUGAUAUUGAAAUUAGAGUCUUCCUGUAUUUGUUUCUCAUAUUAUUUAUGGAAAGCUUUCAAGGUUUUAUUAUUAUUAUUCCACUAUUCAUUUACUAGCAUUUUCCUAUUUUACAGUUUGAGGAAAAAACAGUGAUAACUCCCUGCUAUGAUUAGUCAAUAGAUUAAUUUGAUUGGGAAGUUAUAUAUAUAUGGGUUAUCAGUAUCAUAGAAAGCAAGUUGUGAUAUUGGACAGUUUAUUUUGUCUAUUAUUCUUUAACUUACAGUUUACUAAGUGUGUCAAAUAUAAUUCAACCUCCUUCAAAAGUUCUGCACUGAAAUAAGGAAGCUCCAAAUUAUUACUCCAACAUUAUCAUAUUUUCCAGCAAUGGUAGGACAUUGAAAAGAAUAUAUUGUUAGAUAAUAAUUUCUCUCUAAGUACUUGCUUGUAUCAAGCUUUCUACCAUUCUAUACCUACAUACCUACGUAGCCAUUUUCCUUUGUGUGUGAUGUGGCCUUUUUUUAUUUUCAAAACCUUAGAAUUUUUGACAGAUAUGUGAUAUUAACAUUAAUUAAUGUAAUCUUGACAUCACUUAAAGAGGAUAUGAAAAGCAUUACAGUGAGAUGGUUAACAUAUUGCCUCAUCAAGUUGUUGUUGCUUCAUAUGCAGGUUAAUGUAAUAGUACCUUACCCUAAUGCAAGGUGUGGUGGUGUUGUGUAUCCAAUUUGGAAAAUAAAGGACUCACAAUUUA